Messenger RNA from Lemur catta (Ring-tailed lemur), 3356 nucleotides. It is a transcript of the gene BZW1, whose product is annotated as basic leucine zipper and W2 domains 1. The transcript is spliced from 12 exons. Bases 454 to 1713 code for a protein of 419 amino acids. Gene Ontology annotation, molecular function: protein binding. The record is from RefSeq and is a predicted model, not a curated record. Gene Ontology annotation, cellular component: cytoplasm; membrane. NCBI's taxonomy places the organism in Eukaryota, Metazoa, Chordata, Mammalia, Primates, Lemuridae.
GGGGUAGGGGGAGGGACUUGGGGGGGACGCGUCCAACUGCGAUGCUGGCGGGGGCAGCCUCGUUCUUCCAAUCCCUCCAUGUGUAAAGAGGUCGGAUGGGGCGCCGCUGGGAGAAAAGAGAGGUUAGUCUAGGACAAGCGUCCGGCAAUCUCGAACCCAAUAAUGUGACAAGAAGCCUCGAAAGGCCUCCUUCCUCCUUUUUCCUACUUUCCCACCCUCAGCCCCAAAGGAAUGGAAAAGGCGGAGGCUCCAGGCCGCGCUCAAGGAGGGGCGCGGGGCGGUGCACGGAGAAGAAAUCUCGCGAUAGGAGAGCAGCGGGGCGGAGGUGGCACCUCUGCCCUCCUCCUUCUCCUCCCCGCGUUAGUUCCGGUCGCAGAGGAGAGACCGCCGCAGUUGCCGCCACAUCGGGGAUUUCUGGCUCUUUUCUCUUCGCCUUAAAUUCGGGUGUCUUUUAUGAAUAAUCAAAAGCAGCAAAAGCCAACGCUAUCAGGCCAGCGUUUUAAAACCAGAAAAAGAGAUGAAAAAGAGAGGUUUGACCCUACUCAGUUUCAAGACUGUAUUAUUCAAGGCUUAACUGAAACUGGUACUGAUUUGGAAGCAGUAGCUAAAUUUCUUGAUGCUUCUGGAGCAAAACUUGAUUACCGUCGAUAUGCAGAAACACUCUUUGACAUUCUGGUGGCUGGUGGAAUGCUGGCCCCAGGUGGUACAUUGGCAGAUGACAUGAUGCGUACAGAUGUCUGCGUGUUUGCAGCACAAGAAGACCUAGAGACCAUGCAAGCGUUUGCUCAGGUUUUUAACAAGUUAAUCAGGCGCUACAAAUACCUGGAGAAAGGUUUUGAAGAUGAAGUAAAAAAGCUGCUGCUGUUCUUAAAGGGUUUUUCGGAGUCGGAGAGGAACAAGCUGGCUAUGUUGACUGGCGUUCUUCUGGCUAAUGGAACACUUAAUGCAUCCAUUCUCAAUAGCCUUUAUAAUGAGAAUCUGGUUAAAGAAGGGGUUUCAGCAGCUUUUGCUGUAAAGCUCUUUAAAUCAUGGAUAAACGAAAAAGAUAUCAAUGCAGUAGCUGCAAGUCUUCGGAAAGUCAGCAUGGAUAACAGACUGAUGGAACUCUUUCCUGCCAAUAAGCAAAGCGUUGAACACUUCACAAAGUAUUUCACUGAAGCAGGCUUGAAAGAGCUUUCAGAGUAUGUUCGGAAUCAGCAAACCAUAGGAGCUCGGAAGGAGCUCCAGAAGGAACUUCAAGAACAGAUGUCCCGUGGUGAUCCAUUCAAGGAUAUCAUUUUAUAUGUCAAGGAGGAGAUGAAAAAAAACAACAUCCCAGAACCAGUUGUCAUUGGAAUAGUCUGGUCAAGUGUAAUGAGCACCGUGGAAUGGAACAAAAAAGAGGAGCUUGUAGCAGAGCAAGCCAUCAAGCACUUGAAGCAAUACAGCCCUCUACUUGCUGCCUUUACUACUCAAGGUCAGUCUGAGCUGACUCUGUUACUGAAGAUUCAGGAGUAUUGCUAUGACAACAUUCAUUUCAUGAAAGCCUUCCAGAAAAUAGUGGUGCUUUUUUAUAAAGCUGAAGUCCUGAGUGAAGAGCCCAUUCUGAAGUGGUAUAAAGAUGCACAUGUUGCAAAGGGGAAAAGUGUCUUCCUUGAGCAAAUGAAAAAGUUUGUAGAGUGGCUCAAAAAUGCUGAAGAAGAAUCUGAGUCUGAAGGUGAAGAAGGUGACUGAAUUUUGAAACUACACCCUCAGUAAAGCAAACAGGAGUUGUAGAUAAAAUGUCAUGUCUCAUGUGUCCUGGUUCUUACAUCUUCCUACCUCCCUAUAUCAAGCAUGAUAUAAGGGCUUUCAUGGCAAAUUUUAUUUUAACUGUUUCUAUGGUUACUGGAAAUGUUGGGUUUAGUUUCUAAAACCAUGUUUUAAGUAGCUGCAGGAGCUAUAGAUUUGAAUCUAAUGUUGCAUUAGUUUUUUCAGUUAUCUUCUACCUCCUGUAUUUUCUACUGUAAUAAUGUAAUUUAAGGCCUUCCACAAUGAACAGUUCACUUUAUUCCCUGGGUUUUCUAUAAACAGUUUUCAAGAUAUGAUUUGGUUAAAAAUAAUUUGUUAUAAAAAUUCUGUUUGCAAAUUAAACUGUAAAAGUAUCCAAAGUCUCAAAAGGCAAUGGUUUGUGUGAUAAUUUGGUAUGCCCAGAGCCCUAAUCAUCAAUGAAAAUCUCAUCUACAGUAAUUGAAUUCAUUAACAUGAAUCUUAAGUAUUUAGACCAUUGCUUGCAUGUUAACAUUUUUUUUUUGCCUUUUUAACCCCAGAUGUCCUUAAGCUCAUUGGUUUGAUAUGGUUUUCAUCCUUAGUGAAGCCAUGGAGAGCAAACUUCAAAAGUUGGAGAAAUCAAAUGUGGUAGAGGUGGUGGAAAGAACAUUGAGCUUUUUCCUAUUGAGAAACUUCUGUAUUCAAUUUGUAUAUUUCCAGGCAGAGAAAAUGAGUAUUCUUUUAAUACAACCAUUUUCAAAUGUACCUGGAAAAGUCUUAUCAUUUAAAAUAUUUUAUGUUCAGAAUAUGCUUAGAUUGAUAGGAAAGGACUCAUAAAGAAAUUGGAGCAAAGGAAAUGACAGGUGUAUGUAUAAACCCUGUAAAAAUUGUUGAAAGUGUUGAGUCAGCAUGUUCUAAUUGGGAAUCUAGCUGUAACUUAGAUUUCCUGUUGGCUUAGAGAAUUUAUAAAGAAUGAAGUGCAAUGAUAAUUACAUAUUCCUACUUGGUCAUACCGGACUAGCUUCAUUCUCUUAAAAUACUCAGUAAUAACUCAAGCAUCUGGCUAUUAACAUAUACCCUAGAUGCCAUUUUUUAAUUGCCAUGAGCCAAAUACUUCUCCUAUACAAUUGAUCCAUUUAUUUUAAUUGCUGCCUUUCAAUUUUCAUCUUCCUUUUCUUGCUGCUACCCAUCUAUGUAUGUAGACAUUAGAGAGGAAAAAAUGUAGUCAGAUUUUUUGAUGGAAAGACUUUGUGUUAAAAGUGAACAUUUUGAAGGUUUUUUAAUUGGUGAGAGAAACUAGCCUGGAAUAAUGCUACCAGAAACUUAGUGGAAAUUGCCCCUUUUGAAGGUGCCAUUCUUAUGAGCCAAGAGUUUGGUGUUUAAAAGUUCAUCUUGAGGGAAUAACGUGUAAUAUAAUUUGAAAUAAAGGUAUAGUAACCUUUAAAAAAGAGCAUUAUAACUGAUAACAUUGUGAAUGGGGUGAAUUUGUUAAAUGAAUAACUUUGAUAAAAGUUUUCGUGCACAGGCAAAAUGUAUUCACUAGAUUUCUAUGUAGUGAUCUGCUUUUACUUUGUAAUUUGUAGUCCUUGAAAGACUUUUUUUUAAAAUAAAGUCCAUCCUUACACUUA